Molecule: messenger RNA, 2075 nt
Organism: Pelobates fuscus (common spadefoot toad)
Lineage: Eukaryota; Metazoa; Chordata; Amphibia; Anura; Pelobatidae
Gene: BHLHE40
Product: basic helix-loop-helix family member e40
Exons: 5
Coding region: 369-1460 (363 amino acids)
Biological process (GO): anterior/posterior pattern specification; regulation of transcription by RNA polymerase II; regulation of neurogenesis
Cellular component (GO): nucleus
Molecular function (GO): protein dimerization activity; DNA-binding transcription factor activity, RNA polymerase II-specific; RNA polymerase II cis-regulatory region sequence-specific DNA binding
Source: RefSeq, a predicted model, not a curated record
AUAUGACAGCAGUAACAGCAGCAGUAGUAUCUGGCUCACUUGGCACAAGGCGUGCUGCUGUCACAGGGAGGGACACACCACCAUCCUCCCUCCCUCCUACCAGCCCUGCAUCCCCUCCCACCCAUUUAACCAGUGGCUCCAGCUCAUAACACCAUCACCCAGCUGAGUAGCCCUGACUUCUAACAUUGCUUCUCUGGGAGAUACACGGAGUGUGUGCUGUAUGCAAUACCUGCCUGGAGCAGCCUCAAGUCAAUACAAUAUACCUAACUGGAACAUACUGACCGUCUCUUAGAAUCAUUCCUUCAACAUCUGGUGACUUACCUUUACUGUCACAUCCACUACUGGUGACUUACCUUGCCCUAUCUGACAUGGAAAGGAUACCCAGUGCCCAACCUCCUCCUGCCUGUCUGGACAGAGCAACAUCCUUGUCUGGGAUGGAUUUCUCUCACAUGUAUCAAGUUUUCAAACCCAGGAAAGGUUUGAAGAGGUGUGAGGACAGCAAGGACACGUACAAACUCCCACACCGGCUGAUUGAGAAGAAGCGUAGGGAUCGGAUCAAUGAAUGUAUCGCUCAGCUCAAAGACCUGUUGCCUGAGCAUCUGAAACUGACGACUUUAGGACACCUAGAAAAAGCUGUGGUUUUGGAGCUGACUUUGAAACACGUGCAGGCUUUAUCCAGCCUGAUCGAGCAGCAACAGAAGCAAAUUCUCUCCUUGCAGAAUGGUUCUCCCUCUGAGAGUAGCAAAAUGUCUGGUGAGGAAAUGUUCCUCUCCGGGUUCCAGCUGUGUGCUGAAGAGGCUCUUCGCUUUCUCCAAGGUGGGGAGAGGAGAGAGCUGGUUGCUCACCUGCAUCGCGUUGUCUCUGACCUAAGCCGUAGUCCACCCAGGUCGCCAAAACUACCUGAUAAACCUGCCCCCAAGGGACAAGCCACCAACUGUGUUCCUGUCAUCCGACGUGCAGCCCCUCUUCCAUCUGGAGAACAAAGUGGAACGGACACCGACACAGACAGUGGUUAUGGAGGGGAGGUAGAGAAGGCAGAGAGCACUCAGGAGCAGAGUAGUUCCUGGAAGGAAGUGAACCAUAGCUCUCCAAGCUUGGACAGAGUCAUCAAGCAGGAGAAAGAUGAGAUUCCCAAGAAACGACCUAGGAUGGAUAGCGCAAUAGAGCAGCCCAGAUUAAAUGGCAAUGACCUACAGUCCAUUGAAAGUUACCCUGGUCAUCCUCUCUGCCUUCCUUUUUAUCUCAUUCCACCUUCAGCCUCUGCCUACCUCCCCAUGCUUGAGAAGUGUUGGUACCCAGGUUCUAUGCCCAUGUUGUAUCCAUCACUAUCGCACUCUGGAUUACUGAGUCAGGAUAGAGCUCAGCAAGUUCACUCUCCUGCCAUGUCAUCUCUGGACUCUUCUGCCCUGCUACAUGCACUGAAACCAAUCACCACUUCAGGUACAGACCCAAAAGACUGAACCCAGGAGGCGAAGUCAAGUGGCAGUGCCUGAAGUAGAAUGUGAAUCAGGGAUUCGGGCCAGUCUGUGAGAACCCAAGAAGUGGACGCCGUUCUCUGAGGCCCCGUGGAAAUAUCGAUAGUUUGUGGCUUUGCUAGUUCUGGAUCUCGAGACUAGGCAGGAUAUGCCAUUGAGGAUCCAGUCAGGCCAGCGAUCACAAACCAAAAAUUUGAACUUUAAGGCCUACAAGACGUGUGGAAACCUUUCCCAGCUUUGCACUUACGGCUGCUGCUUUUGAGAGCGGUUGACGACUGAUGAGCAGCGUCAACAAGGAUAGCUCCAAAAGUGUUAACUGACUUGAACUGGUAUUCCAGGACAUUAAAUGAGAGAUUUGUUUUUUCUCUAACACAGAAUGGAUGGGGUUUAACUGCCAGAUCAGAAGCCCAUAUAAUGCCCAGUGAUGGUCCUAUUCUUCCCUCUCCCCAAAAUGGUGUGAAUUGAGGUUCUGUGAUAAAGCACUUUAUGUCCAUACCCAUCCAUAGCAUGUACCCUGAGGGUACUGUGAGGGUAUGUCACUGAAAUGUAAAACAUUAAAAAAAUAUUUUUAUGUGAAAAUAAAAUUAUUUCAUGACUGAA